CGGUGACACCAGACCGGAACAAGCUUCAACGUGGGGAGUCAAACAGUGGAGAGCUUUUCCACGCUCAAGAAUACAUGAUCUCGAAUUCUGUGCAACGUCCCUGGAUCCUGAAGAGAUGACUCUGGAAGAGUCGAACCUGUGCUCCCUGCUCCUGAGGGAACACUUUGGGGAAGUCGUGGACCGAGUCGGAACCCACCUCAUCCGGACCGGGGCUCAGCCUCUGAGAAUGAUCGCGCACGACACGGGGACCCUGCUAGACCUGGUGAAGAAGGCCCUGUGCGUGCUGAUCCAGCACAGCCUGGCCUGGUUCCGGGUGAGCCGGCGUGGGCAGGUGGAGUACGAGGCGGAUUGCACCCGGGUCCUGCGGCUCCAGCGCUACCCGCGGUACAUCUACACGGCGAAGACGCUGUACGGAGACACCGGCGAGCUGGCCGUGGAGGAGCUGCUGCAGCAUGGGAAGAUGAGCAUGAGCAGAGUGGUGAGGAGGGUGGCAGACCGGCUCACUGACUCCAUGGAGGAGGGGAAGUCGAUGGAGCACAGCGAGGUUGCGAACACGUUCACCAAGCUGGUGGAGACGCACUUCCUGCAGCGCUGCCCCCUGGUGUCGGAGGCUGAGAAGAGCGAGGGGGCGAGACCCCAGCCUGCUCCCACCCUGCAGGAGCCGACCAAUGACAUGUACACCCUGCCCGAGGUCAACCUGGCCGGGCGAGGGAAACGCAGGAGGUCUGUCGAUGACACAGAGGGGGAAUCCAAAAGCAAGAGAUCCCGACUUGACCCCCAGGACACAGAGCCCGCGCUGGAUGACGGUAUUUACUGGCAGGUGAACUUGGAGAGGUUUCACCAGCACUUCCGAGACCAGGCCAUCAUAGCAGCGGUGGCCAGCAAACUGGACCAGACGAGCAGCGAGAUCGUGCGCACCAUGCUGAGGAUGAGCGAGGUGACCACCACACCCGGAGCAGCACACACGCAGCCGCUGUCAUCCAACGAGAUUUUCCGCGCGUUGCCGGCCGGCUACAGCAUCUCCAAACCGGUUUUGGACCAGUACCUGUCCCUGCUGGCUGAUGACCCGAUGGAGUUUGUCGGAAAGUCGGGGGACAGCGGGGGAGGCAUGUUCGUCAUCAAUCUACACAAGGCCCUCGCCUGCCUGGCCAAGGCAGCACUGGAGUCCGUGGUGCAGGAGAGGUUCGGCUCCCGCUCUGCUCGUAUCUUCCGGCUGCUCCUGAGGAAGAGGCACUUGGAGCAGAAGCAGGUCGAGGAUUUCGCCAUGAUCCCGGCAAAGGAGGCGAAAGACAUGCUGUACACCAUGCUGUCUGAGAACCUGGUCUCCUUACAGGAAAUCCCCAAGACCCCGGACCACGCCCCCUCCAGAACCUUCUACCUGUACACGGUGAACCCCCUCCCCACCGCCAGACUGCUGCUGCAGCGCUGCUACAAGACGGUGGCCAAUCUGAUCAAGAGACGUCAUUACGAGACGAAAGAGAACAAGCGUCUCCUGGAUAAGUCCCAGAGGAUCGAAGCCAUCAUUGCCUCCAUGCAGGUGACUGGAGCGGAGGAGACUCAGCUAGCGGAGAUCGAGGAGAUGAUCACUGCGCCCGAGAGACAGCAGCUUCAGAAACUGAAGCAGGACGUCAACAAACUCGACUCCAGCGAGAACCAGGUGGACGAGACCAUCUUCCUGCUGGAGUCCUACAUCAGCUCCACCCUGUCCCCUCACUGACUGGGAGAGAGUCCUACAUCAGCUCCACCCUGUCCCCUCACUGACUGGGAGAGAGUCCUACAUCAGCUCCACCCUGUCCCCUCACUGACUGGGAGAGAGUCCUACAUCAGCUCCACCCUGUCCCCUCACUGACUGGGAGAGAGUCCUACAUCAGCUCCGCCCUGUCCCCUCACUGACUGGGAGAGAGUCCUACAUCAGCUCCGCCCUGUCCCCUCACUGACUGGGAGAGAGUCCUACAUCAGCUCCACCCUGUCCCCUCACUGACUGGGAGAGAGUCCUACAUCAGCUCCACCCUGUCCCCUCACUGACUGGGAGAGAGUCCUACAUCAGCUCCGCCCUGUCCCCUCACUGACUGGGAGAGAGUCCUACAUCAGCUCCACCCUGUCCCCUCACUGACUGGGAGAGAGUCCUACAUCAGCUCCACCCUGUCCCCUCACUGACUGGGAGAGAGUCCUACAUCAGCUCCGCCCUGUCCCCUCACUGACUGGGAGAGAGUCCUACAUCAGCUCCACCCUGUCCCCUCACUGACUGGGAGAGAGUCCUACAUCAGCUCCACCCUGUCCCCUCACUGACUGGGAGAGAGUCCUACAUCAGCUCCGCCCUGUCCCCUCACUGACUGGGAGAGAGUCCUACAUCAGCUCCGCCCUGUCCCCUCACUGACUGGGAGAGAGUCCUACAUCAGCUCCGCCCUCUCCCCUCACUGACUGGGAGAGAGUCCUACAUCAGCUCCACCCUGUCCCCUCACUGACUGGGAGAGAGUCCUACAUCAGCUCCGCCCUGUCCCCUCACUGACUGGGAGAGAGUCCUACAUCAGCUCCGCCCUCUCCCCUCACUGACUGGGAGAGAGUCCUACAUCAGCUCCGCCCUCUCCCCUCACUGACUGGGAGAGAGUCCUACAUCAGCUCCACCCUGUCCCCUCACUGACUGGGAGAGAGUCCUACAUCAGCUCCGCCCUGUCCCCUCACUGACUGGGAGAGAGUCCUACAUUAGCUCCGCCCUGUCCCCUCACUGACUUGGAGAGAGUCCUACAUCAGCUCCACCCUGUCCCCUCACUGACUGGGAGAGAGUCCUACAUCAG
Messenger RNA from Acipenser ruthenus (sterlet), 2795 nucleotides. Its product is annotated as DNA-directed RNA polymerase III subunit RPC3. The coding region runs from base 116 to 1717 and encodes 533 amino acids. Gene Ontology annotation, cellular component: RNA polymerase III complex. Lineage: Eukaryota; Metazoa; Chordata; Actinopteri; Acipenseriformes; Acipenseridae. The record is from RefSeq and is a predicted model, not a curated record. The transcript is spliced from 15 exons. Gene Ontology annotation, molecular function: single-stranded DNA binding. Gene Ontology annotation, biological process: DNA-templated transcription.